This is a messenger RNA of Spinacia oleracea (spinach), 495 nucleotides long. RefSeq lists its product as uncharacterized. The coding region runs from base 1 to 495 and encodes 164 amino acids. The record is from RefSeq and is a predicted model, not a curated record. The transcript has a single exon. Lineage: Eukaryota; Viridiplantae; Streptophyta; Magnoliopsida; Caryophyllales; Amaranthaceae. Gene Ontology annotation, molecular function: zinc ion binding; nucleic acid binding.
AUGAAAAAUCAUGAAUCACGUCCGACUGGCUCUACUCCAUUCCCUGAAGCGAAUGUGACAUCCCAUAAUAGGAAAGAAAAAUAUCGUGCCAACAAUAGUGGUCGAGGACGUGGUCAAGGACGUGGUCAAGGACGUGGUAAAGGACGUGGACGUGGACGUGGAAAUGGAUAUAGUCGAGGUCGAGGCCAAGGUGGUUCUUCCAAUAAACCGUAUCCCCACCAGAAGUGGGACAAUAAAGAUGGUAACAAACAAGAGAAAGAUAAAAGCGAAAAUGUGACCAAUGUAUGUUAUCGAUGUGGAGGAAAAGGUCAUUGGUCUCGUACAUGUCGUACACCAAAACACCUGGUUGAGCUCUAUCAACAAUCAUUGAACCAAAAGGGAAAGAAAGUAGAAACAAAUCUUGUGUACGAAGAUGGCGAAGGUGACUUUGGUUGUGGCAAUACAACUCACCUGGAAGUUGCUGAUUUUCUCACCACCCCUGAAGGGAAUAAUUAA